AGUUUCUACAUCUGCAUCUGUUGCAAAAACAAUGCGUCUUAACGAAAGUUCUUUAGUUACACCAGAACCUUAUCAUAUUCCUGGAUAUUGCGGUUAUUGUCCACAACUGAAAUAUAAAAUCACAGAAACUAUUGGCAAAACAACACACAAAUUACUCACUGAAAAAGGUUGUAAAUCAAAACAACCAGUACUGGUCCCUUUAAAAGAAACAAAUUUUGAAAGUACUAAAGAUGCAAUCAAACUUGAUUUGCUCGGUAAAAGAGAGAAAAAUAAUUGUGACAAAAAGUAUCGAGCUCAUAUGGUUUCUGGAUAUACAGGUUAUAUUCCUAAAGGACAACAUUAUUUUGGAGAACGUUACGCACUCUUUAGUAGAAAUGCAAUACUGCAUAUGGAGGAAGAACGACAAAGAAUUGAUACAAGUUUAAAUAAUUUACACAACACGGUUAAAUGUUCUACUCCCAUGAAGCCAAUUACCGAUAAAAAAAUGAUGUAUUUUCCAAAGGUUUUACAACAUUCACUUUCACCAUACACAUUAUCAAACAAUGACCCAAGAAAACAUAUGAUGUCUGGUUAUACUGGAUUUGUUCCAAGAUCACGCGAAAUUAUUGGUUCCGGUUAUCCAAAGAUAACAAAUCUUGCUUUGCGCCAUUUUGCAAACCAAUGUGCCACUAAUAAGAUUUUGUCCGAAAUUGCAUCAGAACCAUUAAGUUUUGAGAAACCAAUUCACGAUUUUCAACGUGCCCGAUCUGUUUACUUAAACAAUUAUGGCAUGGUUCCACAUUACACUGGACACAUACCAGGAGAAAAAUUUCGCUACGGUCACACUUUUGGUUUUAGUUCAUCCAAAAAGUCAUGUAAAGUUUGAUUAAAAAUGUAAAGUUAUG
Hydra vulgaris (swiftwater hydra) is the source of this 884-nucleotide messenger RNA. RefSeq names its product ciliary microtubule inner protein 2B. The record is from RefSeq and is a predicted model, not a curated record. NCBI's taxonomy places the organism in Eukaryota, Metazoa, Cnidaria, Hydrozoa, Anthoathecata, Hydridae.